GGACUAGAUUUAGCAAAAAUUAAGCUGUCAGUUCUCUUUGCUACUGCAUGACUAUUGAUCUCUUUGAGAGAAAGUUUUGUUUAUUUAUUUAUUAUUAUAUUAUUAUUGUUCACAAUUGCACUUCUUCCAUAUUGUUUUGUUAUCUCUAAAUAUGGUUUGUUGUUUUAGGAUUGCACUAUGUAAGCAGAGCUGUAGAGAUGAGGGUUGGAGUGAAGUUGCAAAGUACUUAACAGAAGAUGUUCUCCCCUUGCUUACUUCUGGAGAUCUAAAAGAUGUUGAAGAUGUGUUAUCAAUCAUAUUUAAAUCAGCACCUUCUGGUUUUGGAGAUCUUAUCAAGUGGAUUGCAGAGGUUCGAAGACAUGAGGAUGAUGGUAUCAAAUUAAGUGAAGAGGAGAAAGGAAGGCUAGCUCUCAAGGAAGAAGUAUUGAGACAAAUACGAGAAAUAGAACUUUUCAAACAUGUGACCAAAUGGUUGGCUUUUGAGAGUUCAGGAUGUAAAGCUGUUGGAGUUUCAGGUUGCAAAGACAGGUUACCUGAAGUAUCUCUAAAUGUUUGUUGUCAAGGAGCAGAAAUUCUGUCUGGUAAACUGCGCUUGUCAAAAGAAUCCUGCUGCAGGGAAACAAAUAUGAAACUUCUAAAAGGGGACAACAAAAAGCCUGUGACUGUGGUUUCAGGAACUAUUAUUACUGGCAGCAGUGAACAAAGAGUCGAUAUUCUGGUCCCAUCUUCUCAAACAGUGCCUAGUAGUUUGUUUGAUCCUGAUCAAAAUAACUGCAGUUGCAUGCAUCCAUCACUUGGUGAUGGUCUGACGGUCCUUUUAUUGGCCUUGCCCCCUCAUACCUGGUCCGGCAUCAAAGAUGAGAAGCUUCGGGAAAAACUGGAAGCUCUUGUAAACUCUGAUACUCUCUCAUCUCUACUUCAGGAGGAGGUUCUGCAUUUGCAGCAACAGCUCCAUUUUGUCGCCCCCUGCUUAAUUUCUUCCUGAGUAAGUGAAUAUAAAGUUGGGUUGCAUGAAUUCUGGUUUCCUGGGUAAUGAUAAUGAAGCACCUUAAACAAAAAAUCACUGGUUUUCCAUAAAUUCUUGCGUAUGUAAACUUUCAUGACACUGACCAUUUGCUCUCGUAGGCAAUGCGACUUCUAUUAAUUGCCAUGCCACUAGCUUUAAGAGAAUGGAAUUUUAAUUUAUGGCAUAUUGUCAAAUUUUCUAAUAUUCUAAUAAUAGAUUUUUUUUAUA
Messenger RNA from Rubroshorea leprosula, 1234 nucleotides. NCBI's taxonomy places the organism in Eukaryota, Viridiplantae, Streptophyta, Magnoliopsida, Malvales, Dipterocarpaceae. The record is from the annotation of a GenBank genome assembly.